Messenger RNA from Penicillium cinerascens, 1203 nucleotides. RefSeq lists its product as uncharacterized. The transcript is spliced from 2 exons. The record is from RefSeq and is a predicted model, not a curated record. The coding region runs from base 1 to 1203 and encodes 400 amino acids. Lineage: Eukaryota; Fungi; Ascomycota; Eurotiomycetes; Eurotiales; Aspergillaceae.
AUGCCUUCUGGACAGGGUAUCCAUCUCCCUGACGAGAUCGUCGAAUUUAUCGUGGGCUGGCUGUAUGAGCUUCCUCGCCACAGAACGCCUGACAGUCAAGACCACCGGAGCCCGGAUUUGAAGAGACAGAUAGACCUGUGGGCUUUCUGUGCUGUUUCUCGCCAAUGGUAUCGAGUCGGUCUUCGGCACCUUUAUCGCUGCCCAGCACUAUGGGAGAACAACAGCUUUGCACUUUUCAUGAGAACUGUCAAGGGGGCCAGCCCAGACCUAGGGUCGAAAGUCAUGAUAUUGAAUUUGCAGAAAUUGCAACACCAAAGUAGCCCUAGCCAAACUGCCCGGCUGAUCAGCUGGACAAAGAAGGGCUUACGAAGUUUCUUCGCCCCUCGUGUCUCAUUUGCGACCAACUGCCUGGCCCCGCUGUCCAAGUGCAAUAACAUCACUAUGCUAGAUCUCAGUCUUGUCGGCGGAAGAUCAUUCAGUUUUUCGCGCUUGAAGAAGGCUAUUUGUAGCCUUCCAAAAAUCUCCACACUCCGUUUACCAAUCUCCGUCCCAAUCACUGACCCGAAUGACUCCACAGGCCAAUGGCCAUCCAGUCUAUGGAAUAUGCACAUAGGAGGACUUCUUAUUCCAACGGUCAUGUUGUCAUUUCAGUGGCCGCCGAAUAUCAGCUGCUUAACGGUUUCAGGAUGCCUCGAUCUGAACCCGGAGGUCUUAGAAAGCCUACUGGGAAACACACAGCUCCGAGAUUCGCUGAAGUCCUUGACCCUGAGACCUGACAACAGGUACAUAUUCGAUGAUUCUAGUGCCAUUCUAUAUGAAAUGGCUGCUUUGUAUCAUCUCGAGAUUCCCGUGGAUUUGAUGUACCCCCUUUGCAUCCUGCCCAGCUCCUUCGACAGUCUGCCCAUCCGACAUCUCGUGCUGUCGAAGCCAUACGACGAAGAAUUCUGGAAAUCAGCCUCAAAUCCCGAUGAUAAUUCUUUCAAGAACAGAAUCGCGGAGGAUAUUUACGAAGCGUUGGAUGAAGGAGAAAGCCUUUCAAAUAUUUGGACUCUGGGCGUCGAUCCAAAAUACAAGCCCUGGGCCUGCGAGCACCAGCAGGACGGAAUUGAGGCUGCAAUCAUACAUCAUCUAGAUGACUUCCUGGAUGAAGAGCUCGAUGAAAUGCUCUUUGAGGAGAUGGGAAUUUACUGGGCUUCAGGAUAG